AUGGCAAAGGCGUUGGCACAAGUUAUGCCGAGGACAAGACAUUUACUUUGCACGUGGCACAUCAUGGCAAGUGCACAGAAGCAUGUAGGCACCAUUUUUAGGAAUGAUGAAGGGAUUAAAAGUGUGCUGAGUCAAUUCAUGUACUAUUAUGAUGAUGGGGAUGAUUUUUGUAUACAAUGGGAUGUAAUGUUAAGGGACUACAAUGUUGUUGGUAACACAUGGUUGAACAAUUUGUUUGGUUUAAGAGAAAAAUGGGGUUAUCCAUUUGUUAAACAUUGGUUUACCGCUGGAAUGCGGACAACGCAGCUGAGUGAAAGUUUAAAUAGCUGCUUGAAAGAGUACUUAACCAGGAAAAUGAGUAUUCCAGAUUUCUUCAUGCACCUUGAUAGGCUAUUGUCAGACAAACGGUACAAGGAAUAUCAAGCUGAGUAUGGUUUACUCAGUAAACUACCUAGACUUAAACAAAAUUGUCCCAUUCUAAAACAAGUGGGCAAUAUGUACACAUUGAAGAUUUUUGAACUUUUCCAGGACCAAUUCAUAGAAGCUUGUGUGGUUGCUACCGUGGAAGGAACAAGUUUUGAUGAAAAUGGAUUACGUGUUUCUAGAGUAUCUGUUCAUGAUGGCAGUGUGGAUCGGACUGUGACAAGGUGGGAUGAUGGCUUUCUAAGUUGUUCGUGCGGGAAAUAUGUAAUGGAAGGUAUUUUGUGUAGCCAUGUACUUAAAGUACUGAAAGACGACACUCAGUAUUUCAAAGAAUUACCUUCUAUGUAUAUACUAAAAAGGUGGACGAGAAAAGCUAGGGAUAACAGCGUACAAGACAUCCGUGGAUGUGAAGUUAUUGCUGAUCCUAAACUUGAAGUACGCAGAAGGUAUAGGAUGUUAUGUCGUUUUUUUACAGAAAUCAGCUCAUUUGCAUCCCAGAAAGAAGAGGUAUUCAAUAAUUUGAUGCUAAAGAGGAUGAAAUGGAAAAGGAAACACAUUAAUGUUGAAAGGCAAUGUUUCGAUGUUGAACAAGAGGCAACCAAUUCAGCCUUUUCAACUGAAAGAAGUAAUAAUUAUGAACAUAAUGAAAGUAUCAUUGGGCAAGCCGUGACCGGAAGUAAUGCCAAGGGUAUAAAGAAUAAAGAAACAGGUGGUAAGGGACCAAGGCGCAGGAGGAAGAAUAAGUUUGAACAAUACAUGCAGAGAAAAAAAAACUAUGCGAAACGAAAUAAAUCAAAUGGCAACAACAGUGUUAGUGCAGGUGUAGGUGGCAGUAGUACCGUGCCACCUAUUACAUAUGUACGUCCGAAUGGUUGUGACAUUCCUAGCGACGCCACUUGGAUUUACGAAGAUCAUCACCCAUGUGCACGUUUACAUUCGAAAACAAAUAUCGACCAAAUGACAUAUUGCCCUACCACUAACUUCAGUCAUCCCAGGACUCCACCAACUAAACAGGGGACUCCAUUUGUUUCGUAUCAUGAAUGCCGAUUCUCAGAUUAUCUUGAUGUUGAUCACACCAGUGGUGAUCGUAAUUUGAUGCCAAUGUCGGAGGAGACAACAUUCGAGAUCAAUCCUCCAGCUCAGCAAAAUUUGUUUUGA
Molecule: messenger RNA, 1581 nt
Organism: Cornus florida
Lineage: Eukaryota; Viridiplantae; Streptophyta; Magnoliopsida; Cornales; Cornaceae
Product: protein FAR1-RELATED SEQUENCE 1-like
Exons: 5
Coding region: 1-1581 (526 amino acids)
Biological process (GO): regulation of DNA-templated transcription
Molecular function (GO): zinc ion binding
Source: RefSeq, a predicted model, not a curated record